AAAAUAUCCUCUUCUCGAAGAGGAAAAGAAACGGCCGGUAACCUGGGCUUGGGCUGGAGGCCAGGGCAGCAGUUCCCUUACCAAGAGGGCGACAGCGCCGGACGUAAUCAGCACGCGCCUCCGGGAGCUCCGCGCGCAGGCCCCGCGGUGGCGUCACGGAUUCGCGACCGGGCCAGCGCGGGGGGAAGGAGCCUGCUGAGGGAUGCCCAAGAAGUUCCAGGGUGAGAACACCAAGUCGGCAGCGGCCCGGGCACGGAGGGCUGAGGCCAAGGCAGCAGCUGAUGCCAGGAAGCAGAAGGAGCUGGAGGAUGCCUACUGGAAGGAUGAGGACAAACACGUCAUGAGGAAGGAACAGCGCAAGGAGGAGAAGGAGAAGCGGCGCCUGGAGCAGCUGGAGCGCAAGAAGGAGACCCAGCGUCUGCUGGAGGAGGAGGACUCCAAGCUCAAGGGCGGCAAGGCCCCCCGCGUGGCUGUGCCCAACAAGGUCACCCGGGCCCAGAUUGAGGAGACGCUCCGCCGAGACCACCAGCACAAAGAAGCCCCGGACACAGCCGAGAAAGCCAAGAGCCACUUGGAGGUGCCGCUGGAGGAGAAUGUGAACCGCCGCGUGCUGGAGGAGGGCAGCGUGGAAGCGCGCACCAUUGAGGAUGCCAUCGCGGUGCUCAGCGUGGCAGACGAGGCUGCGGACCGGCACCCAGAGCGCCGCAUGCGGGCGGCCUUCACUGCCUUUGAGGAGGCGCAGCUGCCGCGGCUCAAGCAAGAAAACCCCAAUAUGCGGCUGUCGCAGCUGAAGCAGCUGCUCAAGAAGGAGUGGCUGCGGUCGCCAGACAACCCCAUGAACCAGCGGGCCGUGCCCUUCAAUGCCCCCAAGUGAGCCCAGAACUGGGGGAGCCGCCCCACAGGCGGUCAGGGUUGUGACGUCACACGCCCUCCUGCUGGGUCAGCUACGUGGGUUACAGAGAGGUCCGGGGCUGAGGCAAGUGUCCUGGGGGCUACGUGGCAUCGUAGGCCAUGCCUCCCGCUGUAGAGUCCCUGCUUCGAGUGACGCCCACCACCCCCUUCGUGCGCCCGUGGAGCCCUGGGGCUGAUGCCCAAUAAAGGCAGUCGGUGAAGCAGA
Molecule: messenger RNA, 1117 nt
Organism: Mirounga angustirostris (Northern elephant seal)
Lineage: Eukaryota; Metazoa; Chordata; Mammalia; Carnivora; Phocidae
Gene: CCDC124
Product: coiled-coil domain containing 124
Exons: 5
Coding region: 203-874 (223 amino acids)
Biological process (GO): transcription by RNA polymerase II
Cellular component (GO): nucleus
Molecular function (GO): transcription coactivator activity
Source: RefSeq, a predicted model, not a curated record